Messenger RNA from Limulus polyphemus (Atlantic horseshoe crab), 1367 nucleotides. RefSeq names its product eukaryotic translation initiation factor 3 subunit M-like (gene eIF3m). Gene Ontology annotation, biological process: cytoplasmic translational initiation. Bases 149 to 1315 code for a protein of 388 amino acids. The transcript has 9 exons. NCBI's taxonomy places the organism in Eukaryota, Metazoa, Arthropoda, Merostomata, Xiphosura, Limulidae. Gene Ontology annotation, cellular component: cytoplasm; eukaryotic translation initiation factor 3 complex. Gene Ontology annotation, molecular function: translation initiation factor activity. The record is from RefSeq and is a predicted model, not a curated record.
UAUAUGUGCAUGUGCUGCCAUCUCUUACGUAUGUAUAUGAAGUUUGCCACAGUUCUGUUACCACGUUCAUGAAAAGCUACAGAACACUAUCUUGAGAGUUUUAGUUUUUCUCUCUGUUUAUAAAUCAUUAUUCUGUAAUAAUAAAAAAAUGAGCGUACCUGCAUUUAUUGACAUUACCGAAGACAUCCAGUGUCAAGAUUUGAGGAGCUAUUUCAAAAGCUUAGGAGCUGAUAUUUCUGAAGAAAACUCACCAGAGGGCUUCCUUAUAGAUCUUCAGCAGAUAAUUGGUGUUUGCGAUGUGUGUUUCAAAGAACAAAGUGAACCAGAUAUUGAAUCGGUGUUGAACAGUAUUGUAUCCUUGUUGGUCCUUGUACCUCCAGAUCAAUGUGACAAUCUUAUGUAUGCCUUUUGUGAAAAAUUAACCAAGACACCAUCUGUGAGAACUGGACAAAUCUGCUUGAGAGUGCUACAGAACCUAUAUGAAGGCCUUCUGAAAGACUCUCCACUGCUCUUUGAUGUAUAUUACAGCCUUGUAAGAAUAGCAGGCCAGACUGACAGCAUCAGUUCUGUCUUUACUGAUGUCAGGAAGUUGAAAUGUUGGUUCCAAGAAAAUAACAUCAGCACAGAAAAGGCUAAAAAACUUCUCAGACUUCUUCAUGAAGUUCUUCAAGAAAAUAAGCAAAGUGAACUUGCAUCAAAAGUAAUGAUUGAACUACUGGGCACUUACACUGAAGACAAUGCUUCUCAUGCCAGGGAUGAUGCUCAUAGAUGUAUUGUAGCAUGCUUAGCUGAUCCAACAAUGUUCCUCAUGGAUCACUUGCUUGCUCUAAAGCCUGUUCGCUUUCUGGAGGGAGAACUGAUUCAUGAUCUCCUCACAAUCUUUGUGUCUGAGAAAUUAUCAUCAUACCUUAAGUUUUAUAACAACAACAAGGAUUUUCUAAACUCUCUGAGCCUCUCUCACGAACAGAACAUGCAAAAGAUGAGGCUGUUAACAUUCAUGCAGAUGGGAGAAACUAAAAAGGAGAUUUCAUUUGAGACCAUUCAGGGAGAACUUCAGUUGAAAUUUGAAGAAAUAGAAGGCUUUGUUAUAGAUGUGCUUCGGACUAAACUGGUUCGAGCUAAAAUUGACCAUGUCAACAAAAAGGUACUUGUUAGUUCUACAAUGCAUCGUACAUUUGGAAAAUCUCAGUGGCAGCAACUUCGGGAGGUUCUCGUGAGGUGGCGUAACAACUUGUCUAUGGUGGAGCCGAGUAUGGAAUCAGUUUUACAAACUCAGGUGGAACCGUUGGCGACCUUACAAGAAGCUGCACAUUAGAUGCUUUUUGAAUCUGUACUUGGUUGUAAUUAAAAUGCAAUUCCAUGGAAAA